Molecule: messenger RNA, 1116 nt
Organism: Canis lupus familiaris (dog)
Lineage: Eukaryota; Metazoa; Chordata; Mammalia; Carnivora; Canidae
Product: olfactory receptor 6K3
Exons: 2
Coding region: 46-1116 (356 amino acids)
Biological process (GO): G protein-coupled receptor signaling pathway
Cellular component (GO): membrane
Molecular function (GO): olfactory receptor activity; G protein-coupled receptor activity
Source: RefSeq, a predicted model, not a curated record
UGGUAUGUGCCCUCUCCUGCAUUCACAGGGAGCUCUGCUGGGCACAUGGAGGGUGCAAACCUGUCAGCAGUGACGGAAUUUGUCUUCACUGGCUUCCCCCAGCUCCAGGAUGGUGGCCUCCUGUACUUCUUCCCCUUACUCUUCAUCUACACCUUUGUUGUCGUUGGGAAUCUAUUGAUCUUCUUUGCGGUCAGGAUGGAUGUCCGCCUCCACAACCCCAUGUACAACUUCAUCAGCACCUUCUCCUUCCUGGAGGUCUGGUACACCACAGCCACCAUCCCCAAGAUGCUCUCCAACCUGGUCAGUGAGAAGAAAACCAUCUCCAUGACCGGCUGCCUCCUGCAGAUGUACUUCUUCCAUUCCCUUGGGAAUUCAGAGGCGAUCUUGCUGAUCACUAUGGCCAUUGACAGGUACGUGGCCAUCUGCAACCCUCUCCGCUACCAGAUGAUCAUGACCCCCCGGCUGUGUGCUCAGCUGUCUGCAGGCUCCUGCAUCUUUGGCUUCCUCAUCCUACUUCCUGAGAUUGUAACGAUUUCCACACUGCCCUUCUGUGGGCCCAACCAAAUCCAUCAGAUCUUCUGUGACUUGGUGCCAGUGCUGAGGCUGGCCUGUACAAACGCGUCCGUGAUUCUGGUUGAAGAUGUGAUCCACGCUGUGGCCAUCAUCAUCACCAUCCUAAUCAUUGCCCUAUCCUACAUCAGAAUCGUCUCUGUGAUCCUGAGGAUCCCCUCUGCUGAGGGUCGGCAGAAGGCCUUUUCUACCUGUGGGGGCCAUCUCACUGUCUUCCUGAUUUUCUUUGGCAGUGUGUCCCUCAUGUACUUGCGUUUCAAUGCCACCUACCCCCCAGCUUUGGACACAGCCAUUGCACUGAUGUUUACUGUCCUUGCUCCAUUCUUCCACCCCAUCAUUUAUAGUCUGAGAAACAAGGACAUGAAGAAUGCAAUUAGAAAACUCGUCCAGGGGAUCCCUGGGAUGAGGUCUGCCCAAACUGUUCUUUGUAUGGAGCCCUCCCAAUUCCAUACCAAGAUGGAGACUGACCGGUUAAAUCAUAAUGAUGACAAGAAAAAGGCGGUAGCAAUGGUCACCAGGAUCUGUGAAUCUUCCAUGAAGCACUGA